AUGGGACAUUUAAAAAAUAUUUUAUUUAUUUUAAUUAUAACUGUUUUUGCUGUUAAAUCAAGUGAGGUGUCAAAAUAUAAAGCCUUUUCAAUAUCUGGCCCAGGAUGCGAUUCAUCAUUAAAAAUUAAUUUAAAUGAGGCAACAUGCUCAUUAAAUUGUGGUGUUUAUUUAUCAAUUGAAAGUCAAACAGAUCAAGAUACUUUCAAAUCUAGAAUUUAUUCAACCAGUAAACAAUCAUCUGAAAGUAAACAAGAAAAUUCAUCAGAGUUUUUGUCAUCUGACUCACAUCCGUCAUCGGAUUUAUCAUCAUCGGAUUCAUUAUCGUCAUCUGAUUUAUCAUCAGACUCAUUAUCGUCAUCUGAUUUAUCAUCAUCGGAUUCAUUAUCGUCAUCUGAUUUAUCAUCAUCGGAUUCAUUAUCGUCAUCUGAUUUACCAUCAGAAACAACACCCUCCCCCACAACACCAGGCCCUUCAACACCUGCCCCCACAACACCAGGUCCUUCAACACCUGCACCUGCUGACCCUGCUCCUGCUGAUCCUGCACCUGCUGAUCCCGCUCCUGCUGAUCCUGCACCUGCUGAUCCUGCACCUGCUGAUCCUGCACCUGCUGAUCCUGCACCUGCUAAUCCUGCACCUGCUGAUCCUGCACCUGCUGAUCCUGCACCUGCUGAUCCUGCACCUGCUGCCCCUGCACCUGCUGAUCCAGCACCUGCUGAACCUUCCACCGCCGCUCCUGCUGCCACUGUUCCAAGUGAAAAUUUAGUAGCCUCAGUAACAAAUUGCGUCAGUGAAAAUAAAUUAGAGGAAGUAGAUAUUGUUUGUUCCGAUAAACCAUCAACUUUUACAAUUCUUGGACAACAAUUCUCUGUUACAUGUUUUGAAAAUAGUCUUAUUGAGGAAAAUGAACAAGAUGGUUCAAACUCUCCAAAAAUCUCUGUAAAAUAUUCAACUUUAAUUUUUAUUUUAUUUAUUACUUUUUUAAUUUUAUAUUAA
Messenger RNA from Dictyostelium discoideum AX4, 993 nucleotides. RefSeq lists its product as hypothetical. Lineage: Eukaryota; Evosea; Eumycetozoa; Dictyosteliales; Dictyosteliaceae. The transcript has a single exon. Bases 1 to 993 code for a protein of 330 amino acids. Gene Ontology annotation, cellular component: plasma membrane. The record is from RefSeq and is a predicted model, not a curated record.